Messenger RNA from Paramuricea clavata, 621 nucleotides. The record is from the annotation of a GenBank genome assembly. Lineage: Eukaryota; Metazoa; Cnidaria; Anthozoa; Malacalcyonacea; Plexauridae.
AUGGCUGUUGGUACUCGCUACGGAGGAUUAAAUCCUAUGGUUUCGUCUAAUUUAUGGCGUAAGAUUGGCAUUCCAAAGUUCCUGUAUGGAUCAGAGAUCUGGCAGCUGAAAAUGAACAAUUAUAUUGAGUUAGAAAAGGUCCAAAAUAUCAUGGUCAGGAUCAUGCAGGGACUAUUACCAGGAACGUCUGGGUCUGCGGCACGGGGACUUUUCGGCUUACUUUCAGUUGAAGCGGAGAUAGAUAAGCGAAAAUUGUAUUUUCUGGGAAGAUUGAUAAACAUGGGUGCCGGUGCACCAUGCCGCCGUGUCUUCUUUAUCAGGUUACUAAGGUGGAAGUGGAACUGUGGCAAAAAAUUAACCGGAUUUGUGCCAGACAUUGUUGAAAUUCUCGCAAAGUACGACCUUUUGCAAGUUUUAAUCACUUAUAUUCUCACAAAUGAUUUCCCUAUAAAAACUCUGUGGAAAAAGACUGUCAAUAAACAUGUUCGAGAGCAAUAUGAUCGUGUUUGGCGAGAAAAGAUUAGUAAGAACAAUCAACUAUAUCUCUACUCUAAGGUUCAUACAAAGAAUGAAGUUUCUCAUUGGUGGAUAAUAGCAAGAAAGAAUCCAUCCUUCAUGAAG